Messenger RNA from Anolis carolinensis (green anole), 1867 nucleotides. It is a transcript of the gene hprt1, whose product is annotated as hypoxanthine phosphoribosyltransferase 1. The transcript is spliced from 9 exons. Gene Ontology annotation, biological process: guanine salvage; hypoxanthine metabolic process; purine ribonucleoside salvage. Gene Ontology annotation, cellular component: cytosol. Gene Ontology annotation, molecular function: magnesium ion binding; hypoxanthine phosphoribosyltransferase activity. NCBI's taxonomy places the organism in Eukaryota, Metazoa, Chordata, Lepidosauria, Squamata, Anolidae. The record is from RefSeq and is a predicted model, not a curated record. Bases 203 to 895 code for a protein of 230 amino acids.
UUGGCGGCCAUCUCUCUUUGAAUCUGCGGCCAGGCCAGGCCAGGCCAGGCGGGGCUGCGUGUGGCGCGGGGCCCGCCAGGUGGCGCUGCCGAGCCCGCUCCCGCCUCGAGGCCUGCGCGCUUUUCCGGCCGCCGUUGCCGUUGCUGCAGCUCCUUCAGCGGCGGGGCCUUGGCCUCCGUCCUCGCUGCUUCCUCCCUCCGCCAUGGAGGCCGCUCACGACGCCUUCAGCAACCACAACAGCCCCGGCCGAGGCGCCUGCAUCGUGAUUGGAGAUGAUGAACAAGGCUACGAUCUUGACUUAUUCUGCAUCCCCAAACAUUACGCGGAUGACUUGGAAAAGGUCUACAUCCCACACGGUCUCAUUAUGGACAGGACGGAAAGGCUGGCGCGGGAGAUCAUGAAGGCCAUGGGAGGGCACCACAUUGUGGCCCUCUGCGUCCUGAAAGGCGGCUACAAAUUUUUCGCCGACUUGCUGGACUACAUCAAGGCCCUAAACCGGAACAGCGACAGGUCCAUCCCGAUGACGGUCGACUUCAUCCGGUUGAAGAGCUACUGUAACGACCAGUCGACGGGCGAAAUAAAGGUCAUCGGAGGGGACGACCUCUCGACCUUGACUGGGAAGAAUGUCUUGAUUGUAGAAGAUAUCAUUGACACUGGGAAGACCAUGAAAACCCUCCUCUCUCUGCUGCAGCAGUACAACCCAAAGAUGGUGAAGGUGGCCAGCUUGCUGGUGAAGCGGACGCCUCGAAGCGUCGGAUACCGGCCUGACUUUGUCGGAUUUGAAGUGCCAGACAAGUUUGUGGUGGGAUAUGCUCUAGAUUACAAUGAAUACUUCAGAGAUUUAAAUCACAUUUGCGUGAUAAGCGAGACUGGGAAGCAGAAGUACAAGGCGUGACAAGCACUGGUUUCUCCAGCCGACUUCCACAGCGUCCAUCUUCCAUGGCCUUUGGCUCUGGUCACCUGCUUCCCGUUGUGGCGUGGCCCCACCGUGUCAUUUUGCUUGCUCUAAUUUAUUGCGUGUACAGUAUGGGAACCGUGUCUUGCUCAUCCACCUCUGAGAAACAAACAGAGUGCAAUUGUUUGCCCCUUGCUUCCUUCCUUCUCUCUUUCCUCCCUUCUAUACAUCCUUCCUCUCUCUCUCCUUCCUUCUUCUCCUUCCUUCUCUUCUUCUCUUAUUUUUAAAAGGAUUUGCACUAAAUGAGGCUCCCGGUUCUCACUCCUUCCCUUUUGAGAAAUUUGCUCCAAGUUUAGCUCUCCAAGGCAUCCUCCCCCUUUCUUUCAACCUCUUCAGCUCAGAACUGAAAUCAUUAUAUAAGUACUGUAAAUGUAUAAGGCAUUUUAAGAUGGGAGAAUCUAUAUUAGUAAUAUUUUUGUAAGGAAAAAAAAAACACAAGUAAUUUAAGUUUUAUAUAUUGCAAUGAAUGCAGAAAUGGGGGGUGAAUAUAGGAUGGCUGCCAAGUCCUUUGAAAGAGGGAGCCGCUGUGGUUUUGAAGGGAGCCUGGACACUGUUCCGCUCAAUGGCUUUCCCAGGAGUUGCCUUACUUGCCUCUUAAGAAUUUUGAGUAUAUAUCGAAAGAGCAAGUGACGAAACAGAAUGUUUUCCAAGCAGCUACCAAGCUUUAGGAAUAAUAAUGACACAGUGCACUCCCUCAAAUCCUAUAAACGGAAACGGGCAUUAGUUCCCCACUUUGGCGGAUUGUGUCUUAAGUGUCGCCUCCUUCCCUGCCUCCGUCAGCUUUAGCAGAGUUGCCUUUCACAUCCAAGAACCACCUUUCUGUGUGAAAAAAUGAUUGUACCGUCGUACGAAGUGCACCGAAACCAACGCACUUUAACAAUAAAGCCUGUCUCUCCAAAGGUUUGCACUUGA